CAGAUGGUUAGGAGACGGGCAAUGCUGCUUGCUUGCGCAGUUCUGCUCAACCUCCAGGAUGCCGCGGACGGGUUUCGAGACAGUGCAGCAUCAAGACGAUGCCAUGUUGGCUUCGUCCUGCAUGCUCGUCAUCCCUGCGUGAUGAAGACACAUGUGCUACAUGGACUGGCCCCAUCGCAACUUCCCUCCUCCAGAGCAUGGAAGGGCAGUGCUGUACAACUUCUGCGCCGAAGUUUGUGUUGGAAGGGUGCAGUGCUGGAGGAGCGACACUUCACAGGGAACGUUUUCCCUUCCGUGACCCCGGCAUGCGAGGAAAAGGCGCAGCUGAGGAAGUUCCGGACGAGCUUGGGAGCGACGGACUCGAGCGACGAGGAAGGGACAUGGUUAGAUCCCGAGCUGAGCCUCGAGUCGUUGUCAAAGGACUGCAUCUACUGUCAGAAUGGGAGGAUUGAGUUCAUUCGCGCGACGUUUGGGAUGUACGACGACGUGGAGGCAGAAGUCAUCCAUGCUGAUCCGCUGUUUGCCGACCAACACUUGCGGAAUGCUGAGAGCAUCCGUGGGAAGAUCGUGGUGGUUCGGAGAGGCUCUUCCUCUGGUUCCUCCUCAACCUUUGUCGACAAGGCGAACAGGAUCGCAGCCGCUGGGGGUCUGGCGAUGGUUGUGGUCAACUCUGAAGACUCCCUGAUCGCACCAGGAGACAGCAAGCAUGAGGGGAUGAACCUUACGGUACCUGUCGUUGGGAUCAGAGCUUGCGACGAGAGGAUCCUGGUG
Guillardia theta CCMP2712 is the source of this 771-nucleotide messenger RNA. RefSeq lists its product as hypothetical. The transcript is spliced from 4 exons. The record is from RefSeq and is a predicted model, not a curated record. The annotation marks the transcript as partial. NCBI's taxonomy places the organism in Eukaryota, Cryptophyceae, Pyrenomonadales, Geminigeraceae.